CGACUACACAUUGAGUGGAUAAGACGUGUGGCGUUCGCGUUUUGUGUAAAAUAUUCUAUAGUUUUCGAAUUUUUGAAAGACGUGUGUGAUAACUAUUAACAAAUUACAAACACACAUGUGAACAUUCAACCAAACGACAUCAUCAACAAUUCGGAACAACAACGGACUGACUGCCUACUACUACAGAUCAUUUAGUUCUCAGUGAACAAAAUAGAAAGAAUACAUUAAUAACAAUAACAACUAUAAAAACAACAACAAAAGUGAAAGAAUUUACUAUUCAAAAUCAGGUUUUUUAACUUGGACGUGUGCGCCACCAAAACCAAAGCCGAAAAAAAACAUUGAUAUCAAUAAAAUGACCAUUGAAGAUAGUGUGAAUUCAAUGGAGAAGGCGAACGUCUCUUCGACAUUGGUCUUUUUUGUCAAUGGAAAGAAGGUUGUAGAUCCAAAUCCCGAUCCAGAAUGUACCCUCUUGACAUAUUUGCGCGAUAAACUGCGUCUGUGUGGCACAAAACUCGGUUGCGGCGAAGGAGGCUGUGGUGCAUGCACAGUGAUGAUCAGCCGGGUAGACCGCUCCACAAAUACCAUCAAACAUUUGGCCGUAAAUGCUUGCCUAACACCUGUCUGCGCUAUGCACGGACAUGCUGUGACCACUGUGGAAGGUAUUGGCAGCACUCGCACUCGUCUCCAUCCUGUGCAGGAACGUCUGGCUAAAGCUCAUGGCAGUCAGUGUGGUUUCUGUACACCGGGUAUUGUAAUGUCCAUGUACACAUUGUUGAGGAAUUCAACACAACCAUCGAUGAAAGAUUUGGAGGUGGCUUUCCAAGGCAACUUGUGUCGCUGCACUGGAUAUCGUCCGAUUUUGGAGGGUUAUAAGACAUUUACCAAGGAGUUUGCCUGUGCAAUGGGCGAUAAGUGUUGUAAAGUCAAUGGCAACUCAUGUAAUGGUAAAGAGAAUGGUGUUUCCCUCGUCGAUGAUAAGUUAUUUGAUAAAAGCGAAUUUGUACCUUUGGAUCCCAGCCAAGAACCCAUAUUUCCGCCUGAGCUACAGUUGAACACCCAGUGGGAUUCUGAGACAUUGGUAUUCAAAGGUGAACGUGUAACUUGGUACAGACCUUCGACUUUGGAGGAACUUUUGAAAUUAAAAUCUCAAUAUCCUCAGGCAAAACUAGUGGUGGGCAACACUGAGGUUGGUGUUGAAGUCAAGUUCAAACAUUUCCUCUAUCCAGUCUUAAUACAACCCACAAAAGUAACCGAACUUGUGGAUGUCCAAGAAACAGUUGAAAAUGUUUACUUCGGUGCCUCUGUGAGUUUGGUCGAUAUUGAAAAACAUCUAAGAGAACUCAUGGAAAGGUUACCUGAAAGUUCAGUACGCUUCUUCCAGUGUGCUGUGGAUAUGUUGCACUACUUUGCUGGCAAACAAAUACGGAGCGUAGCAUCUUUGGGCGGCAACAUUAUGACCGGUAGUCCAAUUUCCGAUAUGAACCCCGUCUUGAUGGCCGGGCUCGUCAAGUUAAAGGUUGCCAAAUACGAAGGGGGUAAGGUACAGUAUCGUGACGUUAUUAUGAAUUCCAAAUUCUUCACGGGCUAUAGAAAGAAUGUCCUCGAGCCUCAGGAAGUCCUUGUGGGCAUCUAUUUCCCCAAGACUUUACCCAAUCAAUAUGUGGUUGCAUUUAAACAAGCCAAACGCCGUGACGAUGAUAUUGCAAUUGUCAAUGCCGCUGUUAAUGUCACUUUCGAAGGGAAGUCGGAUCGUGUGCAGGAGGUAUCUAUGGCAUUCGGUGGUAUGGCUCCCACUACGGUUAUGGCGGUGCGCUCGUGUGAAAUGAUGGUGAAACAACAAUGGAACCGUGUACUAUUGGAACGUGUGGUGGAAAAUCUUUGUGCCGAGUUACCAUUGGCUCCCUCGGCUCCUGGUGGUAUGAUUGCCUAUCGCCGAUCGCUGGUGGUCAGCCUGUUCUUUAAAGCUUACUUGAAAAUAUCCCAGCAAAUGAUGAAGGAUGGCAUUUUGCCCAGCGACUUUUUGUCCGAAGAUGAGAUGAGUGGGGGUGAUGUUUUCCAUACUCCAAUUUUGAAGAGUUCUCAACUAUUUGAAAAAGUCUCUUCCACACAAAGUCAAUGCGAUCCUGUGGGCAGGCCAAAGGUACAUGCCUCAGCUUUCAAGCAAGUUACCGGUGAGGCAGUGUAUUGCGAUGAUGUUCCACGCACUGAGAACGAAUUGUAUUUGGCGUUGGUGCUGAGCACUAAGGCCCAUGCCAAAAUUCUGAAUAUUGACGCUUCCGAAGCUUUGGCCAUGCCCGGUGUCCAUGCGUUCUUUUCAAGCAAAGAUAUAACCGAUCAUGAAAAUGAGGUGGGUGCAGUAUUCCAUGAUGAGGUUGUGUUUGCCAAAGACGUAGUGCAUUGUCAGGGUCAGGUGGUAGGUGCUGUGGUCGCGGAUAACCAAGCCUUAGCUCAGAGAGCUGCUCGUAAAGUCAAAGUGGACUAUGAAGAUAUUUCCCCUGCCAUUAUCACUAUUGAACAGGCCAUUGAACACAAAUCGUACUACGACGGCUAUCCAUGGUAUGCCAAGACGGGAGACAUCGAAAAAGGAUUCCAGGAGGCUGAACACAUCUAUGAAGGCUCCUGUCGCAUGGGAGGUCAGGAACAUUUCUAUUUGGAAACCCAUGCCUCAUAUGCUAUACCAAAGGACUCAGAUGAAAUCGAACUACUCUCAUCCACUCAACAUCCCUCAGAAGUACAGAAGCUGGUAGCCCAUGUGCUCUCGUUGCCAGCCCACAAGGUUGUAUGUAAAGCCAAGCGUCUGGGUGGUGGAUUUGGUGGCAAAGAGUCCCGCUCAAUUGCCGUAGCCUUGCCGGUGGCAUUGGCAUGCUAUCGCCUUAGAAGACCUGUACGCUGCAUGUUGGAUCGUGAUGAGGAUAUGAUGAUUACCGGCACCAGACAUCCGUUCCUAUUCAAAUAUAAAAUUGGUUUUACCUCCGAGGGUCGUUUGACAGCAUUGUCCAUAGAGUGUUACACCAAUGCCGGUUGGUCCAUGGAUCUCUCAUUCUCCGUUAUGGAACGGGCAGUCUACCAUAUUGAGAAUUGUUAUAAGAUACCUAACAUUCUGGCGGCCGGUUAUGUCUGCAAAACGAAUUUACCCUCCAAUACCGCUUUCCGUGGAUUUGGUGGGCCUCAAGGCAUGUUUGCUGCCGAACACAUCAUACGCGAUGUUGCCCGUAUUCUAAACAAAGAUGUGCUCGAUGUUAUGCGCAUCAAUUUCUAUAAACCAGGCGAUCGGACUCAUUACAAUCAAUUGCUGGAAGAUUUCCCCGUACUAAGAUGUUUCGAUGAUUGUCUGAAGCAAUCGAAUUAUGUCCAAAAGAAACGAGAAAUUGAAGAAUUCAAUCGGAAAAAUCGCUAUCGCAAGCGUGGCAUUGCUGUGGUGCCCACCAAAUAUGGCGUAGCGUUCGGCGUUAAAUUCCUAAAUCAAGCUGGAGCUUUGAUAAACAUCUACACUGACGGUUCGGUGCUUCUGUCCCACGGUGGCGUAGAAAUUGGCCAAGGCAUACACACCAAAAUGAUACAAUGUUGUGCCAGAGCUUUGCAUAUUCCCUAUGAACUCGUCCACAUAUCCGAAACUGCCACAGACAAGGUACCAAACACUUCCCCCACAGCGGCCAGUAUGACAUCAGAUCUCAACGGCAUGGCAAUUUUGAAUGCAUGCGAAAAGCUCAACAAACGCCUGGCACCCAUUAAGGAGGCCAACCCCAAGGGCACAUGGCAGGAAUGGAUACAAACUGCCUACUUACAAAGCAUUAGCCUCUCAGCUACUGGCUAUUACAAUUUGGAAACCGUCGACUAUCAUCCAGUCGAUAAUCCGACAGCUCAACUAUACAGUUAUUUUACCAAUGGUGUUGGUAUAACUGUUGUAGAAGUUGAUUGUCUGACCGGUGACCAUCAGGUCUUGAGUACCGACAUUGUUAUGGACAUUGGUUCUAGCUUAAAUCCAGCCAUUGAUAUUGGACAAAUUGAAGGUGCAUUUAUGCAGGGCUAUGGUCUCUUCACGAUGGAAGAAUUGAUUUACUCACCCACGGGUACUUUGUACUCUCGCGGACCGGGUAUGUACAAGAUUCCCGGUUUUGCCGAUAUUCCUGGAGAAUUUAAUGUAACCCUUUUGACUGGUGCACCAAAUCCAAGAGCUGUUUACUCAUCGAAGGCUGUUGGAGAACCACCACUAUUUAUUGGCAGUUCAGCAUUCUUUGCCAUAAAGGAUGCCAUCGGAAACGCCCGUGAAGCAAAUGGCCUUAGCAGAGAUGUUAAACUGGAAUCGCCUGCGACUGCUGCACGCAUUCGAAUGGCUUGUCAGGAUAACCUCACCAAAUUGAUUGAUAUACCUGCUGCCAAUACAUACACUCCCUGGAAUAUUAUGCCAUAAACAUACUUUCAAUUCCAACAAAUAAAGACAGCUUUAUACAAUUUAAACUGGCACAGCCACAAUUUCCAUAUAUAGAACAUUUUGUAAUUUUAGGAACCAAUAAAGAUAUGUAAAUACUAAACAGUUAA
Messenger RNA from Musca domestica (house fly), 4539 nucleotides. RefSeq names its product xanthine dehydrogenase. The record is from RefSeq and is a predicted model, not a curated record. The coding region runs from base 353 to 4411 and encodes 1352 amino acids. Gene Ontology annotation, molecular function: 2 iron, 2 sulfur cluster binding; FAD binding; xanthine dehydrogenase activity. NCBI's taxonomy places the organism in Eukaryota, Metazoa, Arthropoda, Insecta, Diptera, Muscidae. The transcript has 4 exons.